Messenger RNA from Mollisia scopiformis, 1308 nucleotides. RefSeq names its product peptide chain release factor eRF/aRF subunit 1. The transcript is spliced from 4 exons. Gene Ontology annotation, biological process: cytoplasmic translational termination. Lineage: Eukaryota; Fungi; Ascomycota; Leotiomycetes; Helotiales; Mollisiaceae. Bases 1 to 1308 code for a protein of 435 amino acids. Gene Ontology annotation, cellular component: cytosol; translation release factor complex. Gene Ontology annotation, molecular function: translation release factor activity, codon specific; sequence-specific mRNA binding. The record is from RefSeq and is a predicted model, not a curated record.
AUGAGUGACGCCCAAGCAAACGAGGCCGAAAAAAACAUCGAGAUCUGGAAGGUGAAGAAGUUGAUCAAGCGCUUGGAAGCUGCGCGCGGAAAUGGAACAUCCAUGAUUUCUCUCAUUAUCCCACCGAAGGAUCAGGUCUCCCGAGCAGCAAAGAUGUUGGCUGAAGAAUACGGUACCGCGUCGAACAUUAAAUCCCGUGUCAAUCGUCAAUCUGUCUUGUCUGCCAUUACCUCUACCCAACAAAGACUGAAGCUGUACAACAAAGUCCCACCCAAUGGCCUGGUCGUCUACUGUGGUGAAAUCUUGACCUCAGAAGGCAAGGAAAGGAAGGUCAACAUCGAUUUCGAGCCAUUCAAGCCGAUUAAUACCUCCCUCUACCUUUGCGACAAUAAGUUCCAUACAGAGGCUCUUGCCGAACUGCUCGAGUCAGACCAAAAGUUCGGCUUCAUCAUUAUGGACGGUAAUGGUGCGCUGUUCGGCACCCUAAGCGGCAAUACCCGUGAUGUUGUUCACAAGUUCUCUGUCGAUCUGCCCAAGAAGCACGGCCGUGGUGGACAAUCUGCCCUUCGUUUCGCUCGUCUUAGAGAAGAAAAGCGUCACAAUUACGUCCGAAAGGUUGCUGAAUUGGCUGUUCAGAACUUCAUCACUGCUGACAAGGUUAACGUUGCUGGCAUUAUCCUGGCCGGUUCGGCAGAUUUCAAGAACGACUUGAAUCAGUCAGACAUGUUCGACAACCGUCUUCAAACAAAGGUCAUCAAGGUUGUAGACGUCUCAUAUGGAGGAGAGAACGGUUUCAACCAAGCCAUCGAACUUUCAGCAGAGACUCUCAGCAACGUCAAGUUCAUUCAAGAGAAGAAGCUCAUCGGAAAAUACUUCGAAGAGAUCUCCUUGGACUCUGGCCGCGUCUGUUAUGGUGUUGAGGAUACUUUGAAGGCUCUAGAGCUUGGUGCUGUUGAGAUUUUGAUUGUCUUUGAGAACCUCGAGAUCACUCGCUGGGUCCUCAAGGACUCCAAUGGUACUCAAACAGUCCUUCACACGUCCAAAGCCCAGGAAUCAUCCAACAGAGAGCAAUUCAUGGACAAGGAAACUGGCCAAGAACAAGAGGUUGUUUCGCAAGAUUCAUUCCUUGAAUGGAUCGCCGAGAAAUACAAGGACUUUGGUGCUACCCUUGAGUUCGUCUCUGAUCGUUCCUCUGAAGGCAACCAAUUCGUCAAGGGCUUUGGUGGAAUUGGUGGCAUUCUCCGGUACAAGGUCAACUUUGAGCAAUUAGCUGAAGUUGAUGACGAUGACGACUAUUACGACGAUUGA